ACGGUGCCUAACUCACUGUCGUGACUUCGGGUGUAACUGCGGAUUGAGAAAUUUGUAGAUUUUCCGGUUGUCACUGCGGUGGAAAUGGCUUCGUAGCUCCGUCGUUACAUUGUCGGAAGUGUAGACUUUUACCUGGUUUAUCAUAAAUGCGUUCUAUUGAGACGUUUCCAUCUAAAAACAGUGGUAAGACUGUGUCUAACAGUGCGUACAGGCGUCUGUUUGCUGCAGCCUUUAACAAGCUGUUACUGUUCACUCCGACAUGAAAAGAAACGGCGCCUACAGGUUUUUGUCAGUUUUCUCAUGCUUCGUCGUUUGCGCUCUCCUUUUUACGUUUUGGUUCUUUAUAUUUUACUCUCUGGUGCUCGCACCAUAAAACAGAGAAGCAGUCUUGUAGCAGCUAAGCUAACCGUGCCGGGCUACUUACCCAUACUGCAUUGCUUUAUUGACAAGUGCCGCCGUCACAUGAUCACAUCCACCAGGAAGUAAGGAUUUCUGUUUGUAAAACUCGUCUGUGAAGUUGUGAUGGCGUCUGGCACCAGUGAAGCAGCUUCAUCUGCUACAGAUCUCAAACUGCAGUUCGCUCCCUUCAGCAGUGCUCUGGAGGCAGGUUUUUGGCACCAGCUUACUCAGAAAAAACUUAAUGACUAUAGGUUGGACGAGAGCCCUAAAUGUAUUAAAGGAUUCUACUACAAUGGUGACCCAGUGGGUUUGCCCAUCCGCCUGACUUUGGAGUACAGUGCUUUUGAUGUUGAUGCUCCUACCCCAGCUCAUUGCUGUCCAGCUUUGGGAACUCUUUAUAACACCAACACACUUGAUGCCUUUAAAACCAUUGAUAAGAAGGCUCUGCUGGAGAAAGUGGCUAAAGAGAUAUGGGAAGCUAUACAAUCUGGGGCUGCAGUAAAGGACCCAUCCAUCCUUAGUAAAUUUAUCCUGUUGACGUUCGCUGAUUUGAAAAAGUACCACUUCUAUUACUGGUUCUGCUUCCCUGCACUCUGUUUUCCAGAGGGGAUAAAGCUUGUCAAGGAGUGUUCUUACCUAGAACAAGUUUUCUCAGCAAAACAGAUUGAAUCCCUGCAGAAGGUUUAUGAUGGCCUGUGUACAAACAAAGGCGCGACUGCACUUCCUUACUUUCUGAUGAAGUACACAGAAGAUGCUGUUCAGAUUGCUCUGCUUGAAGACUGGGACACAUUCUUCACUGAUACCAAGAAGGUCACUGUGGGCAUUUAUGAUCCGUGUACUCUGGCUCAACACCCCGGAUGGCCGUUAAGAAAUCUACUUGCCCUGUUAGCUAACAGAUGGGGCUCUAAGCUGGACACAGUGGAGGUGCUGUGUUACAGGGACAGAACUCUGCAGGGACAUCGUUCCAUUGAGCACAGUGUCGUCUUCCAGGUGAAACUACCUGAACUUCCCAGCAGCUCAGUGUGUCCUAAGAGUGUAGGUUGGGAGAAGAACCCUAAGGGUGCCAUGGGGCCCAGGAUAGUCAAUCUCAGUGAGUGCAUGGAUCCCAAAAGGCUUGCAGAGUCAUCAGUGGACCUCAACCUGAAGCUGAUGAGAUGGAGGCUGGUUCCUUCACUGGACCUGGACAAGGUGGUCAACACAAAGUGUCUUCUACUUGGUGCUGGGACUCUUGGCUGCAAUGUGGCCCGUACUUUAAUGGGAUGGGGAGUGAGACACAUUACAUUUGUUGACAACGCAAAGAUCUCCUACUCAAAUCCUGUUCGUCAGCCGCUCUAUGAGUUUGAGGACUGUCUUGGAGGAGGGAAGUCCAAAGCCAUCGCAGCUGUUGAUCGUCUUACUAAAAUCUUUCCUGGAGUGGUCGCAGAGGGCUACAACAUGAGCAUACCCAUGCCCGGCCACCCGGUGAAUUUCUCUCAGGCGACUCUCUCCCAGGCCCAGAAGGAUGUCGAGCAGCUGGAGAAGCUCAUCUCAGAACACGAUGUGGUCUUCCUACUAAUGGAUACGAGGGAGAGCCGCUGGCUGCCCACAGUCAUCGCUGCCAGCAAGAGGAAGCUAGUGGUGAAUGCCGCUCUGGGCUUUGACACAUUUGUGGUGAUGCGCCACGGCUUGAAGAAACCCGCCGUCAGUCAAAGUGGCUGUGGAGCCGUGGACUCUUCGCCUUCUUGUUCUUCCACCUCGUCUUCGUCGUCGACUCCAGCCGGCUCUGCGCCCUCUGUCCCAGGAUCCUCUCUGUUUUCCAACAUCCCUGGGCACAAGCUGGGAUGCUACUUCUGCAAUGAUGUUGUUGCACCAGGAGAUUCCACCAGGGACCGGACCCUGGAUCAGCAGUGCACAGUCAGCAGGCCAGGCCUCGCUAUGAUCGCCGGCGCCCUGGCUGUGGAGAUGAUGGUGUCCAUUCUGCAGCACAGUGAAGGGGGCUAUGCUGUGGCCAGCAGCAGUGACGAUCGAAUGAAUGAACCUCCCACCUCUCUGGGUCUAGUGCCACAUCAGAUUCGAGGCUUCCUUUCGAGGUUCGACAACGUCCUGCCGGCCAGCCUGGCCUUUGACAAGUGUACCGCCUGCUCACCCAUCGUUCUGGACCACUAUGAACGAGAACGCUUCAGCUUCCUCUCCAAGGUUUUUAAUUCUUCCCACUCGUUCCUGGAAGACCUGACGGGACUGACGCUGUUGCACCAGGAGACCCAGGCAGCAGAGAUUUGGGACAUGAGCGAUGACGAGAGCAUCUGAAGGAAUCCACUAUUAAAGUCGGAAGUCCUCACGCAUCAUUCCAUGCUUCUAUGUGUUUCCUUUCAGUGACGACAAUGAGAAUGAACUCAGUAAGAACUCUCUAGAUUCAAAUCCAAGCAAAUUAAAAAAGAGCAUUUACAAGCUCAAACUUCACAAUCAAUUAGUUUUUCACUGUUAAACAGAUCAGUAUUCCACAUAGUGUAUGAAGCUGAUGCGUCUGUGACAGUCAACAUAUCAACUGUGCAGAGUCUACAGUAGAUACACAACAAUACCAGAAACACUCCUUAUUUGCCUUUAGUGACUUUAUUCUGUCUAAAAAAGCUUCACAAAUUUCACAAAAAACAUUUCCCAAUCUGGUCUCAUGUUCAGUCUGGAAAAGACAAAUUAUAAUGAAAAUACAGAAACUGAGACAACUGUCCUUCGUCUGUUCACACUGUGAUGCAAACAGCAGUUUAUACUAAAAACAAACUCGGUUCAGUUACAGUAGCAGGUGUCACUGUGCAUCAACUGGUGCUUUCUGAUUUAGACUGGUUCAGUGAUUGCAGACAACCUGGAACUGAAACCUGCAGUUCAAGCCUGCGAAGAUCUUUAUACUUUGUGUCGUACAUGUAAAACACGUCUUUUCAUCCUGCUUUGGAACUAACGUGUGACACAGCAUUGUCACUGUAAGUGCAGCUUUCAACUGCUUUGUGGAUUUUUAUGAAAAAGGAUUAUGGCAAAAACAUUUCUGGAAAGCUUCACAUUAACAUAACUAAAGCAGUUUUCCUUGUUCUACUCUGUAAAUCUUUGAAUAAAAAAAAAGAAACAAAA
Molecule: messenger RNA, 3495 nt
Organism: Betta splendens (Siamese fighting fish)
Lineage: Eukaryota; Metazoa; Chordata; Actinopteri; Anabantiformes; Osphronemidae
Gene: atg7
Product: ATG7 autophagy related 7 homolog (S. cerevisiae)
Exons: 19
Coding region: 523-2685 (720 amino acids)
Biological process (GO): autophagy of mitochondrion; cellular response to nitrogen starvation; protein modification by small protein conjugation
Cellular component (GO): phagophore assembly site; cytoplasm
Molecular function (GO): Atg8 activating enzyme activity; Atg12 activating enzyme activity
Source: RefSeq, a predicted model, not a curated record